CUCCACCAACCAACCUUACCUCCACCAUGGACUUUGAAGAAAACGAGGACAUCAACGGUGUGCGCUUCUCUUGGAACCAGUUCCCUUCGACCCGCGUGGAAGCCUCGCGCACGGUGGUGCCGAUGGGUGCGCUCUACACGCCGCUCAAGUACCGUGAAGACCUCCCAACUGCUGCCUACGAUCCUGUUUUGUGCCACCAGCAAAAUUGUAAAGCGCUCUUGAAUCCCUACUGCCAGAUCGACCUCCGUGCAAACCUCUGGAUCUGUCCGCUCUGCCAGAACCGCAACCCGUUGCCGCCACACUACCAGAACAUCACGCCGGAGUUUUUGCCUUUGGAGCUCAAUGUGCUGUCUUCCACCAUGGAAUAUGUCUUGACAAGACCGGUGCAGCAGCCGCCAAUCUUCCUCUUUGUGGUGGACUUGUGCCAGGAUGAGGAAAACCUUGCCGCCAUGAAGGAGACCUUGGUCGUUUCGCUUUCGCUCUUGCCACCAAACGCACUUGUUGGUUUAAUCACCUACGGCUCGACCGUCCAGGUGCACGACCUCGCAUCCUACGACCACAUCUCCAAGCAAUACGUGCUCCGCGGUGACAAGGAGUACACCAUGGAGCUGUUGACCGCCAUGUUGGCCGGCGUUGCGCUCGACCCGAAGGCUGCUGCUCCACACUUGGGCGCCAAUCCAACAGCAAAGUUUUUCGUUCCAUUGGAAGCGGUCGAGUUUCAGUUGACCACCAUCCUCGAAACCCUCAAGCGGGAUCCCUGGAAGGUUGCCAGCAACCGCAGAGCGUUGAGGUCUACGGGUUCCGCAUUGAACAUUGCUAGUCUCAUGUUGAAGGCCAACUUCAUGGGCUUCGGUGCGCGCAUCAUGUUGUUCGCUGCCGGUCCAUCGACCCUCAACCCGGGCUUGAUCGUGUCUGACGAGUUGAAGGAGCCAAUCAGAUCGCACUCUGAGAUCGACAAGGACACCGCCAAGCACUACAAGAAGGCGUCCAAGUUCUACGACUCUAUCGGCCAGAGGUGUGUGGCUAGCUCCCACACCAUUGACCUCUUCGCCGGGUGCUACGACCAAAUCGGGAUGGCCGAGAUGAAAAACUUGUGCCACAUGACUGGGGGUACCUUGUUGCUUUCCGAUGCCUUCACCACCUCCAUCUUCAAGCAGUCCUUUAUCCGCUUGUUCAACAAGGAUGAGGAGGGGUAUUUGCUCAUGGGCUUUAACGCGAACUUUGAGGUCAAGACGUCCAACCACAUCAAGGUUAGCGGCUUGAUCGGCCACGCGGCAUCCUUAGAAAAGAAAUCGGCUAACGUGGCCGAAACCGCUGUCGGGAUCGGUGGCACCAACGCCUGGAAGAUGUGUGCCAUUGCGCCAAACAACACCUAUGCGGUCUUUUUCGACGUUGCCAACACCCAGCCUCUCGCCCAGCCAACCACUUCCUACAUCCAGUUUGUUACGCACUACCAGCAUGCCUCGGGCACGUACCGCAUCCGUGUCACUACCUUGCCACAGCAGAUGGGACCAUCUACGGAUGUGAACUUGGCGCAGAGCUUCGACCAAGAGGCGGCGGCUGUGUUGAUGUCGCGUAUUGCGAUCCAGAAAUCGGAGGAAGACGACAGUGCUGACGUGUUGAGAUGGAUCGACCGCAUGUUGAUCCGCUUGUGCUCCCGCUACGCCGACUACAAUAAGGACGAUGCCAACUCCUUCAGAUUGAACGCGCAGUUCUCGUUGUACCCGCAGUUCAUGUUCUACCUCCGUCGUUCGCAGUUCCUCCAGAUCUUCAACAACUCGCCGGAUGAAACGUCCUUCUACAGACACAUCUUCUUGUCCGAGGACACCAACAACUCUCUCAUCAUGAUCCAACCGACGUUAACAGCGUUUUCGCUUGAGUUGGAGGAGCCAGAACCAGUGUUGCUUGACUCUGUGUCGAUCAAGCCAGACAGAAUCUUGCUCUUGGACACUUUCUUCCACAUUUUGAUCUACCACGGCUCCACCGUUGCUGCCUGGCGCAAGGCCGGUUACCAGGACCAGCCAGAGUACGCGUCCUUUGCUUCGUUGUUGCAGGACCCGAAGCGUGAGGCCGCCGAAUUGUUGGUAGACCGUUUCCCGUUGCCGAGAUUCAUCGACUGUGACGAGGGCGGGUCACAGGCCAGAUUCUUGUAUUCGAGAUUGAACCCGUCGACUGCGUAUAACAAGCCGGACGAUCCGUUUGGGAUGAGUGGCGGGGCUGGUGCAGUUGUGUUGACCGAUGAUGUUUCGUUGCAGACCUUCAUGGGGCACUUACAAAAGUUGGCUGUCAGCGGGUCGUCAUAGGUAGCUCCGCAGUAGAGGGCUUGGUCCCAUCUGAUGGUUCGGCGGGCAUAAACUGCUGGGCUGCGUAGACCCGUAGGUAGCAUGUUGCUUCUAUGGUAACCCCAUUGUUCUUUCUCCCAGCGUGCGUCGUUGGAUAAUAUAUUUUAAAAGUUGUUAUGCACUAGUUCGUAGGAAUAUGAUAUCUUUGGU
Molecule: messenger RNA, 2492 nt
Organism: Babjeviella inositovora NRRL Y-12698
Lineage: Eukaryota; Fungi; Ascomycota; Pichiomycetes; Serinales
Gene: SEC23
Product: GTPase-activating protein
Exons: 1
Coding region: 27-2303 (758 amino acids)
Biological process (GO): COPII-coated vesicle budding; intracellular protein transport; COPII-coated vesicle cargo loading
Cellular component (GO): endoplasmic reticulum exit site; COPII vesicle coat
Molecular function (GO): zinc ion binding; GTPase activator activity
Source: RefSeq, a predicted model, not a curated record